Molossus molossus (Pallas's mastiff bat) is the source of this 221-nucleotide messenger RNA. Its product is annotated as 40S ribosomal protein S28-like. NCBI's taxonomy places the organism in Eukaryota, Metazoa, Chordata, Mammalia, Chiroptera, Molossidae. Bases 1 to 189 code for a protein of 62 amino acids. The record is from RefSeq and is a predicted model, not a curated record. Gene Ontology annotation, molecular function: structural constituent of ribosome. Gene Ontology annotation, biological process: translation; maturation of SSU-rRNA; ribosomal small subunit assembly. Gene Ontology annotation, cellular component: ribosome; cytosolic small ribosomal subunit. The transcript has a single exon.
AUGGACACGAGUCAUGUGCAGCCUAUCAAGCUAGCCAGGGUCACCGCGGUGCUCAACAGGACCAGUUCCCAGGGACAGCGCACACAGGUGCGCGUGGAAUUCAUGAACGACACGAGCCGCUCCAUCAUCCGCAACGUGAAAGGCCCCGUGCGCGAGGGCGACGUGCUCACUCUAUUGGAGUCAGAGUGAGAGGCUAGGAGGCUGCGCUGAAUUUGUGCCUG